UUGACAUUUCUUCAACACGCUCUUCACUCACCAAAAAUAUUUCUGACUUUCGUUUCAGUUUCAAGUCUCACUGUUUCUUCAUUUCUUCAUAAUUAUUGUUAUAGUUGGUUGAUGGAUGAAUUUGAGUGCAUGAGGGAUUGGGAUUUGGAGGCUAUCGUGAGAGGAAGCAGUGGUGAAGCCACCGCCAUGGACGAUCCGAAUCCUGAUUUUUCUUAUUUCUUCUCUGACCAAGACGAGCUGCUUGAUAGCUUUCCAGAAUUCUCAGAAACCACCAGGGUCCUUGAUGAUCUCGAAGAUCUCUAUAAACCUUUCUACCCAGUUUUGCACCCUCUUUCACCUCACACCAUCGUUACAACUUCCUUAUCUAUCCCCAUAGAACCCCAACAGGUCAAAGAACUCAAAGCAUCAGAAGAGAAAGUAGCCCUACAGGGUUUGAAAGCCCCCCCAACACCAAAGUGUAAAAAAGGGAAGAAGAACCAGAACAAGAGUGUGGUGAAGCAGGUAACAACAGCAGAAGGUCUUGAUGAUGCAUGGGCAUGGCGUAAAUAUGGACAGAAACCAAUAAAGGGUUCUCCGUAUCCAAGAAGCUACUAUAGGUGCAGCAGUUCCAAAGGGUGUUUGGCGAGGAAACAGGUUGAAAGGAGCCACUUAGAUCCUGCUGUUUUCUUGGUUACCUACACUGCUGAACACAGCCAUCCUCACCCAACUCGAAGAAACUCUCUUGCUGGGACCACUAGGAAGAACAAUUCCCUGAUUCCCCCUCCAACAACCACUCGCAACCAUAACACUACUUGUUCUUCAAGGACGCCUUUGAUGGUUCAAUCCAUUGAAGAUAAGCUUGUAACGAGUGUGCAACAAAGCAUGGACCUGAAGAAAGAGGAACAACAUUUUGUUGAGUGGUUCGAUGAUGGUGCUCAAUUUGGUGAUGCUUGGAUUCCGACCUCAGAUCUGGAGAAGUUUAUCGGAUUUGAAUGCCAACAUUUUGCACUGGAUGGAGGUUUCACCGAUGGUUAUGCACACUCUUGACAACUUCCUUCAUCAGACUAAUCAUCAAUAUCACAAAUUUGUGAUUUUGAGUUUUCUUUUUUCAAGGCCAAUAUGUAGAUCCGCACCUUCUUCCUUCGACCACCUUGUUUUUAAAUUUCAGUCACCAUUUUACAUUGCGGUUCAUACACUGUAAUGUUGCAAUAGCAAUUAUGUUUUGUAGAUAUGCCCAUAUCAAACAAUAUUUUACUCUUCUUUUUUCUCAUUUCCAUCUUUUAUUUUCAUUCUUCAACUGUUCAUCUUGAUCCAUCUUGUCAGGUUGCUUGGAGUAUUUGUUCAAUAACCUUCUUCUUUAAAGUAUGACUUAAGGUUCUUAAUUA
Messenger RNA from Vigna angularis (adzuki bean), 1364 nucleotides. RefSeq names its product probable WRKY transcription factor 29. Gene Ontology annotation, biological process: regulation of DNA-templated transcription. The record is from RefSeq and is a predicted model, not a curated record. Bases 112 to 1026 code for a protein of 304 amino acids. The transcript has 2 exons. Gene Ontology annotation, molecular function: transcription cis-regulatory region binding; DNA-binding transcription factor activity. Gene Ontology annotation, cellular component: nucleus. NCBI's taxonomy places the organism in Eukaryota, Viridiplantae, Streptophyta, Magnoliopsida, Fabales, Fabaceae.